AUGGUACCUGAGGAAGAAGCCCAAAAGAAGAGGAAAAGGAAAGUAAAGGUGUCAGGAAUGGCUCUCACUCAGGAACUGUUGACUUUCAGGGAUGUGGCCAUAGAAUUCUCUCAGGAGGAGUGGAAAUGCCUGGACCCUGCUCAGAGGGCUUUGUACAGGGACGUGAUGUUGGAGAACUACAGGAACCUGGUCUCCCUGGCAGGAUUCUCUCCUUUUGACCUGAGUGUUAUCUCUUUGUUGGAGCAAGGGAAAGAGCCCUGGACUGUGAAGAGCCAAGUGAAAAUAGCAAGAAACCCCAAUGGGUGGGAAUGGAUCAAAGGUGUGAACACAGAUAUCUCCCCUAAAUGUGUGAUCAAGGAAUUAUUACCAAAAGGGAACAGCAAUACAAGAAAAGUAAUCCAAACAGUGAUGCUGGAAAGACAUGAAAAUCAUGACAUUGAAGACUUUUCAUUGGGGGAAUUCCAGAAAAAAAUACAUGACUUUGAGUGUCAGUGGAGAUAUUAUGAAAUGCAUUACAAACCAGUGUCUAGAACCCAGACAGAAAAUCUCACUGGUAGAAGAGAUCAACAUAAUAGAAGGGAUGUAGGAAACAAACCUAUUAAAAAUCAGAUUGGAUUAAGCUUUCAGUCACAUCUGGCUGAAGUGCAUCCAUUUCAAGCUGAAGGGAAAAUUUAUGAAUGUAAUCAAGUUGAGAAGUCUGUCAACAAUGCUUCUUCAGUUUCAGCACUUCAGAGAAUUCCUUAUAGUGUUAAAACACACAUUUCUAAAUGUGGGAAUGAUUUUAUCUAUUCUUCAUUUUUCACACAAGGACAAAAAUCACACAGUAGAGAAAAACCUUACAAAUGUAGUGAAUGUGGCAAGGUCUUCAGUUACGAGUCACACCUUGCAAGUCAUUGGAGAAUUCAUUCUGGAGAAAAACCUUACCAGUGUAAUGAGUGUGGCAAGGUUUUCCGCCAAAAUUCAUAUCUUACACUUCAUCGGAGAAUUCAUACUGGAGAGAAACCUUACAAAUGUACUGAAUGUGGCAAGGUCUUCAGUUACAAGUCAUCUCUAACAAAUCACUGGAGAAUUCAUACUGGAGAGAAACCUUACAGGUGUAAUGAGUGUGGCAAAGUCUUCAGCCAAAAUUCAUACCUUAAACUUCAUCGGAGAAUUCAUACCGGAGAGAAACCUUAUACAUGUAAUGAAUGUGGCAAGAUGUUCAAUCAGAUUUCACACCUUGCAAGACAUCGGAGAACUCAUACUGGAGAGAGACCUUACAAGUGUAGUGUGUGCAGUAAAGCAUUUGGUGAGCGUUCAAGCCUCACCACCCAUCAGGUAAUCCAUAACGUUGAGAAACCUUAUGCAUGUAAUGAAUGUGGCAAGGUCUUCAGUCACAAGUUAUCCUUAGCAAAUCAUUGGAGAAUUCAUACAGGAGAGAAACCUUACAAGUGUAGUGAAUGUAGGAAGGUGUUCAAUCAAUAUUCACACCUUGUAAAACACCGGAGAAUUCAUACUGGAGAGAGACCUUACAAAUGUAAUGAGUGUGGCAAAGCCUUUAGUGUGCGUUCAAGCCUAACUACCCAUCAGGUAAUCCAUACUGGAGAAAAACCUUACAAGUGCAAUGAGUGUGGCAAGGUAUUUAGUUAUAGGGCAGAUCUUGGAAGUCAUCGGAGAAUUCAUACUGGAGAGAAGCCUUACAAAUGUAAUGAAUGUAGCAAGGUGUUCAGUAAAUAUUCAUACCUUGCACAACAUAAAAGAAUUCAUACUGGAGAAAAACCUUACAUGUGUAAUGAGUGUGGCAAAACCUUUAGUGGACUUUCAAACCUAAUUACCCAUAAGGCAAUUCAUACUGGAGAAAAACCUUACAAAUGUAAUGUGUGUGGCAAGGUCUUCAGCCAGAAUUCACACCUUGCAAGUCAUCACAGAAUCCAUACUGGAGAGAAACCUUUCAAAUGUAAUAAAUGUGGCAAGGUCUUCAGUCAAAGUUCAAACCUUUCAAGACAUCAACGAAUUCACAGUAGAGGGAAACUUUACAAAUGUAAUGAAUGUGGCAAGGUCUUCAGUCACAGUUCACUCCUUGCACAACAUCGGAGAAAUCAUUCUUUAGAGAAUCCUUACAAGUUCAGUAACUGGCAAACCUCAAAAGUUUAAGCAUUAAUCAACAUCAGGGAGUCCAUACUAAAUAAAAAUCAUAUAAAUGUAGUGCACAUGGCAGAGGCUUUAUCCAGGUCUCAUAACUCACUGGACAUCAAAGUAUACACCUUUGGUGAAACCACACAAAUGUAAUGUGCAUGCUGAGAUUAUUACCCAAUCAUCAAAACUGUAGAACAUCAGAGGAUUCAUAGGAGGAAUAAGUCAGUCUCUAGUCCUUCAAAAUUAACCUUUGAUAUUACAUAGUAAAGAAGAAUUAAAAGUUAAAAUAUGUUGAAACUCGUGAUAUAUAUCAAAGGUGCAAGGACAUGUGGAAAUGGUCAUUUUCUGGUUAUAAAAUAUUUGAGAUUUUCUUAAAAGGCUACUUUUAUGACUCUGAACCUGAAUAUCUUAUUGAUAUGCUUUCUUUACAGGCCUUUGAUUGUAGUCUCUGGGGAAGAAUCAAUAGGGUGACAGGGCCCACUUCAUUAGGUGAGGAGCAUUCCUAUCCAAGUUCCUGGAAGAAGAAGGAAAUUAAAAAUUUAAUUUCUUCUGAAAUUAACUAUUUUCUGAAUUAAAAAGCAUGGAGGAUGGGCAGAGAAUAACAUUAAAACUGAUGUUAGUCACCAUACUUACUGUUUUAAGGGUGCCUGUAUCUUUCAGAAUGGCACUGUGGGUUAUAGGAAGGAAAAGCUCCACAAACUGUGAAAUAGAGCAGGCCAAGACCUUACUAGUAAUGUGUUAUUAGGGACUGAUUAUGUGGUAGAAAUAAUGCAGGGGAAAUGGUGGCCACUUUCUCUAUUGAAUGGCAUUGUUGGAAAAUUUGUCUUAUUUUUGAAAUUAAAGAGAAAAUCGGGGUGGAGAGUUUAAUCAAAAAAACCAGAAGAGCAUUUUCUUGAGUAGGAUUCAUGUUUUAACUGGUGGUGUUACAUUUUGUUUUUUAUUUAUAAUGCAUCAGAGGUCUAAUGUUUUAACUAAUAAAAUUUAAUGUUUUUCCUAAA
Molecule: messenger RNA, 3113 nt
Organism: Galeopterus variegatus (Sunda flying lemur)
Lineage: Eukaryota; Metazoa; Chordata; Mammalia; Dermoptera; Cynocephalidae
Product: zinc finger protein 160-like
Exons: 4
Coding region: 1-2133 (710 amino acids)
Biological process (GO): regulation of transcription by RNA polymerase II
Cellular component (GO): nucleus
Molecular function (GO): RNA polymerase II cis-regulatory region sequence-specific DNA binding; DNA-binding transcription factor activity, RNA polymerase II-specific
Source: RefSeq, a predicted model, not a curated record